GCCGCCAUCCAUGUGAUUCUUCCUUCUUUCCACACGUUGAGUCAAAGAUGGCGGAUCAGCCUGCUGUGCCGAGCGAUCUUUUUCAACACGUGUAUUCAUUUCUGGUGGAAAACAAGUUCACCAAGGCCGCACAGGAGUUUAUCAGGAAGGCUAAAGUGAAACCUUUGGACACUAAAGCAACGAAUCUUGUCGAUGUCUUCAAUUUCUGGGUCAAGUCUCCUGAGGCUAAGAAAAGGAAAGCGGUGACCAAUGGACCAGCUGCAAAGAAAGCCAAGCAGGAGGACAGCUCAAGCAGUGAGGACUCUUCCAGUGAGGAGGAUGAGCCAGCCAAGAAGAGAGCUGCAGUGCGCAAACCUGCCACACCUGUAGCCGCUAAGCCUGCUGCGAAGUCUCCAGCCGCCAAGAAAUCAGCAUCCAGCAGCAGUGACUCUAGCGACGACUCGGAGGAUGAGAAGAAAAAGCAGCCAGUCAAGAAGAGCACCCCUGCAGCAGCUGCUACGCCCAAGACCCCCGCUGUGACCGCGACAAAGCCAGCGGCGAGGAAAAAGGACUCGAGUUCAAGCAGCGAGGAUUCGGACAGCUCGGAGGACGAGAAGCCAGUCGCUAAAGCAGCCUUCUCUAAGCCAGCUCUGAAAGCAGCUACCCCCACAGCUGUCGACAGCAAGGCUAAAGGUGACAGCAGCAGUGAUGACUCCAGUGACUCUGAGGAUGAGACGCCUGCUAAGAAGACCACCACCCCAGCUAAGUCUGCUGUCGCUGUGAAGACCCCAGUGAAACCUGCCACUGCAAAAACUACCCCUGCCAAAGGGGGUGCCGCAGAGUCCACUAAUGAGAAGGCGAGCACCCCCAGCAAGAAACCCAAACCAGGACCCUAUAGUGCCGUCCCCCCUCCCACACAGCAGAAGAAGCCCUCCACCCCCGCAACAGCAGCCAAGAAGCCUGCGAGUAAGGAGGAGAGCAGCGACUCUUCAGACAGUAGUGAUGAGGAGACUGCAACGAAGAAGCCAGCCGCUAAAACUACACCCGCUAAACCAGCAGCCGCAACACCCAAAGCAGCAGCAGCAGCAGCAGCAAAGAAAAAGGAGUCAAGUUCAGACAGUUCAGACUCCAGCUCUGAGGACGAGAAGACGGCCCCUAAGAAGGCCACGCCUGCUAAAGCGACGCCUGCUAAACCAGCUGCAGCCAAGAAAGAAUCCUCCUCCGACAGCUCAGACAGCUCUGAGGACGAGGCACCAGCAAAACCAGCUACCAAACCUGCUUCCAAACCAGCUACACCGGCAGCCAAACCCAAAUUGCCUGCCCCUACCAAGAAACCGGCCAGCAGCUCUGAUUCAGACAGCAGCUCCAGCGACUCGGAACAGGAAGCCAAGAAGAAACCUGCAAAACAAGCAGCAGCUAAAACUCCAGGGUCUAAACCUGCCACACCGGCCACCGGCAAAAAGACAGCGGCCGCAGCGAGCAGCUCUGAGUCGGACAGCUCUUCGGACGAGGAGGAGAAAAAGAGUGUCGCCAAGCCUGCCACCAAGAGCCCUGCAGCCAAGAGCCCUAAAGCUGCCAAAGGAAAGUCUCCCGCACCUGCAGCCAAAAAGGCCAAAGAGUCGAGCAGCAGCAGCUCGUCGGACAGUGAGGAGGAAGCACCAAAACAGAAACCAGCAGCGGCAGCAGAACCAACCCCUGCAAAGCCCGCCACCGCAAAAAAGCAAGAGAGCAGCUCGGAGUCAGAUAGCUCCGAGUCAGAGAGCGAGAAAAAGCAGCUCAACGGGAAGCCCGCAACCCCCAAGACCCCCGCUGCAGUAAAGUCAUCCACGCACAAACAAACACCUGCUUCUGCAAAGAAGCCAGCAGCAGAGUCCAGCAGCAGCGAGAGCAGCUCUGAUUCUGAGGACGACAAGACGACUCAGCAGAAAGGCAAGGCUGCGGCUCCGGCAGCGAUAAAGAAAUCCCCAGCAGCUUCGGCAAAGAAGAAACAGGAAAGCAGCUCCUCUGAGGACAGCUCGUCGGAGGAAGAGAAGGCAAAGGCGAAGCCAGCAGCAGCCCCCACUACAAACGGCACAGCAGAGAAAAGGAAAAGAGAUGCUGACUCUUCUUCGGAGAGUGAGGAAGAGGAGAACAAGGCUCAGACCCCCAAAAACAAGAAACUCAACGCACAGCUGCCACACUCCUUCCCCAAGACCAAACAGAAGACUGCCAAUGCUCCUUUCCGUAGAGUAAAAGAAGAGGAGAUUGAAGUGGAUCCUCGAUUUGCAAACAACGAUUUCAACGCAAAGCUUGGCGCGCAGGGUGACUGGGGGGAGAGAGCCAAUGAUGUCCUGAAAUUCACCAAGGGGAAGUCAUUCCGUCACGAGAAAACCAAAAAGAAACGUGGCAGCUACCGGGGCGGGGCCAUCUCCACCUCCGUCAACUCCAUCAAAUUCGACAGCGAUUGAGACAGAUCCGCCACCAGAGACCAGAGCUGGAACACACGACACCUGUGCCAGACAUUUUCUUAAGAGGUGUUUUUUUUUUUUUUUAAUUGCUGGAUUUUGUGAGCAGUAUCUUCUUCGUUGUGCAUUAAUUUCCCUGUCUGCAUUUAGUUGUUAAACUGUGAAAGACUUGUGUGCUUCAGUGCUCGCUCAUAUUUUUGUUUUUGGUGUCUGAAACAACGCAUCUGAACUAGUGAUUUUCAUAAUUGUUUUCUUUUAAAGAAAGUAAGAAAACAGGGUGAUGGGAGGAGAGACCCUAUCUCUUCCUGAUGCCUUCUGUUAUUUUGAAUAGUUUUGUUUUAUGCGAUGCAAAAUGGUUUUGUUAAGAAACAAAACGUUUUAAUAAUGUUGGCAAGCUUGGCUGUUUCAACUAAUACAGGUUUCCUUCCAGAGAGGCAAGUCGUUUGCAUUGAACACCUGCCACCCAGUGGUUGAGUAUUGGCACUGCAGUUUCUUUUUUGACUCUUUGGGGUCCAGAGCGCCUCUAGUUGUAUGUGUUGACUUUUUCCCAGCUCGGUUAAAAUGUCUGUCUCCUUUUUAAUUAUUUUUCCCUGUAUUCAAUCUAGUUACCUCUGCAGAGGUUUUUGUUUUGUUGAAAUUUGCCAUUGUUAAAAUAUUACACUUAAUAUUGUUAGGUGUGUUUUUUUUUGUUUCUUUGGACCUGAAAUGUAUAAGGUUAACUGUAAAAUAAUAAUAAAUACAGCUUGUAUAAUAAA
This is a messenger RNA of Acipenser ruthenus (sterlet), 3178 nucleotides long. RefSeq names its product nucleolar and coiled-body phosphoprotein 1-like. The record is from RefSeq and is a predicted model, not a curated record. NCBI's taxonomy places the organism in Eukaryota, Metazoa, Chordata, Actinopteri, Acipenseriformes, Acipenseridae. Gene Ontology annotation, molecular function: protein binding. The coding region runs from base 48 to 2426 and encodes 792 amino acids. Gene Ontology annotation, cellular component: nucleolus; nucleoplasm. The transcript is spliced from 14 exons.